UUUCGGUAGCCGUGAAACAUGGACGCCCUGGAUGGUGUUCCCAGGUGUGUACUGGGUUACCAAGUUAAAACCCGAACGCAGAUAGUGCUCAGUUUUCUCAUUCCGGUUGUCUCCGAGCUGCUGGUUUACACCGUCGUGAUGACGGCCGAUAUUUUACUGGUGAUAGAACAUUUUCACAAUGAAAACCCCUCGUGGGCAUGGUUCACAUUCGCUUUGCUCUGGCUGCCGGCUAUCGCCUGCUUCUCGGUUAUUCUGUCAUCGCUCAGUAACUGGCCGGAAACGGUGGGUUGUGACAAGCGAACGUGGCAAUUUAUUGGGAAGAAUUUGGCGAUUCUGCUACUGUUUCCCGUAGCGGCGAUUUAUAGGUUUAAUCGAAGAUUGUUCUGGAGUAUAGAAGCACUAUUUCACGACCGCAGUUCCUAUGGAAGGGUACAUGCUGUAAACAAAAUUAGAGAGACUUCACCAUACGAACUGUAUCACUUCCUGCAAGCGUUUCUACAAUCCGCUCCGCAGAUGCUUCUCCAGCUGUACAUUCUCUUGCGUGGUAACACCUUUCGGAAUUACGAAACUGUUACCGCGCAGGUUGUGAGCAUUAUUUUCUCCUUCCUCACAAUGAGCUCGAUAGUGACAUCCUACCAAAGAUUCGAAAGCCAAAAGGUGGUAGGCCGCUGCUAUCCAUGGAGUUCUGAAGAACAAGUGAAGGCGCGAAAACGUCAUUUUAUGAGAACAACAAGCACAGCCGAAAGCGUUCUAGUUCGGAACACUUCAAAUACCACUCCAAAAAGCGAUCCAAUGGUUCCGAACAUCAUGCGAAAUUUUUACUCCAAGUACGGAGACGAUACGGAGCCCUCGGGAUCGGGCAUUCAUCGCAAAACCAUGUAUGUAGACCAAUCAAACUACGACUCUUAUUCUUCCAAGAAACACAAGGAUCCCUACGAAAACUUUACAGAUGAUGAUAAGCUGACCGUUUCCGAUACUGUAGAUUCGUUAUCGCCGACGGUCAGUUUCAAACAGGAUCUGAUCGAUAACAUUGAUGAGAUCCGUGACUACGUUCGGCGCACGGAUGACGCAAAGAUUGAAGCUGCUCCCGCUGAAGCCAGCGAUGACGAAUACGAAGAUCCUGUUUUUGACGAAACUUUCGAUCAAAGUCCACGAACGCCAGCCCCUCCAACCCCGGCUGCCUACAUCAUGCACCGAGCAUCCGCACUGAAGGAUAUAUUCGUAUUCAACACUGAAAACUUCAUAAAAGAUCAUGUACCUCGACUUCCCAAGGGAUUAUUCGAGCACAAUGAGGAAAAAACUCCAGAUCAGGUGGAUGGUGAUACGAUUUCACUUCCUUCUCGGAGAAAGAUGAUUCAAGGACUUGAAGAUGAUGAUCUUAUUGGAAAAACGGUGUCAUUCGCCGGUUGGGUAACAUUCCUACUGAUGCGCAUGAUAGCACUGUCCGUGUUCUACGUGUUCUUCCCAACUUACUUUUGGAUGGUUUGCCUUAACCACUACCUGCUGAUGAUCGCGUGUAUCAUCUACGAAGUACGAUUUCACGAAAAGCUGGAACGAUAUUACUUCUAUCUAUUCCUGGCCUACAUCUACAUGUUUUCACUGUUGGAAUUCAAGAUCAAAUUCGUUCAUGUUCGAACCUGGUACAUCGGCUACUUCGUGAUUGUAUUCGCGGAAAAUAUCGCUAUGAGCGCUCUCUGGUACCAUCUGGGUACGUUCGAGUCUUGGUGGUUCCUCUUUUUGCAUUACCUCACCAUCGCCAGUGGUAUACUGAGCUUGCUGUGUUUGCUGUUCUACUACGCAUUUCUAAAACCCAAGGACAAACUACUUUUCGUAAACUGACGUGAUUCGAAUAUGAAUUAACUUAAUUUUAACUAGCUAGAUAGCGCGAAAUCGCUCGAAGCAGCGCAAAUUGCGAAAAUGUAACAUACGUAUUUCUCCUACCACCAUCGAAAGUGGCUUUCACAUUACACCAAAUGAUAGGAAAUAUAAAUUUAUGAUUAUGGAUUUUCACUAUCUAUUGCUGGCAAGAUUUAAUGGUUUCAAAACCCAUUUUCGUGAACAAUAAGCGGAUUGCUUUCCCUCUUCGACCCGUCCCCAUAAGAAAAAGAGCAUGUUCUGGAAAUUGUUUCAGCGAUAAAACCAUAACCACAGGAGCAAACAAGAAGAGCGGAAAAAAAAUCACCAGCAGGCAAACACAUUGCUGUAACUUUUCCAAUAACUAAUGGAUUAUUGUCAUAUAUUUAUUUUACACGCGACAACUCGUUCUUGGACUCGAAACUACGCCGCAGCAGGACCGACUGCAAGGCGCUUCACCGCAUUAAAGGCACCCACCCGAUGAUAAACGGAUUGAUGCCCAACGUGGGUGGUGAAGCAAACAAUCAUUAGAUACUGACGGACAUCCAGCGACGGUUUGCAUUCGAAAGUUCAAACUUGAAAAUGUUGAAAUUUGAGAUUGAAACAGUGAAAUCAAUAUUCCAGCCUGUCAGCAGAAAAUACAACCGAUACAAUUUGAAAUUGUUGUUUGUCAU
Molecule: messenger RNA, 2528 nt
Organism: Wyeomyia smithii (pitcher-plant mosquito)
Lineage: Eukaryota; Metazoa; Arthropoda; Insecta; Diptera; Culicidae
Exons: 2
Coding region: 19-1839 (606 amino acids)
Biological process (GO): engulfment of apoptotic cell; phosphatidylserine exposure on apoptotic cell surface; apoptotic process involved in development
Cellular component (GO): plasma membrane
Source: RefSeq, a predicted model, not a curated record